Messenger RNA from Dermatophagoides pteronyssinus (European house dust mite), 1289 nucleotides. RefSeq lists its product as uncharacterized. Lineage: Eukaryota; Metazoa; Arthropoda; Arachnida; Sarcoptiformes; Pyroglyphidae. The record is from RefSeq and is a predicted model, not a curated record.
ACCAAAAAAAAAAAGAAAAACUCAUUUGACAUUCGAAAUUAUUUGCUUUGAUUAUUGCCUGGACUCUUUUCCAUUUUCACAAAUAAAACUCCAAAAAAACCAAGUUUUUCUCCUUCUUGAAUUGAUUAUCAUCAGGGAAAAUGAUUCGUCAAUAUCGUGCAUUUGAAGAUAUGGAAGAACCUUGUUUUCUUGUACCAGAACCAGAAUGGAUAACAGUUACAUAUCAAAUGAAAUCAAUUAUUUGUCAAUGGCGUUGGGAUGAAAUUCGUGAAUUGAUAACAAAAAAUUUAUCCAAACCAAUAAAGAAAAAGAAACAGGAUCUGAUCGAUUCUGUUAAUAAUGGCCAUCAUCAUGGUGGUGGUGGUGAUAGUGAAUCAUUAAAAGAUUUACGUCAUUCACAGAUACAGAUUCGUCCACCACCACCAUCAAAUUCAGUACCAGCAUCACCUGAUUUACGUAUAAAUAAUUCAAAACAUCAUCAUCAUCAAUUACAACAAUAUAUACCAUCAACACCGCAUCAUCAUCACCAUAAAGAUCCGGAUAAAAUUUUAAAGAAAAAUUUAUUAAAAAUAGAAUUUCUUAAAAAACCAAAUGAUGAUACUCAGCAACCAUUGCCAACAACAACAACAACACAGCCAUUAAAACCUAAAUGGUAUCGUUUUGAUUCAAGAGAAAUUUUGGAUGAAUUUUUAUUAGAUGCUAAUAGUCAUGGUUAUAUUGAACGUCUAGUCUAUAAAAAAUGGUUUAUGACCAAAGUCAAAUAUGUUCCAUUAUGUCAUCGACAAAUUAAUAAUGAUAAUCAAAAAAAUCAUCAUAAUUUAUCAACAGAAUUAUCAUCAUCAUCAUUGUCAUCAUUGACCAAUGAUAAAAAACAAAAAAAGAAUGAUAAACAACAAUCAUCAACAACAACAAAAAAUUUUACCAAAAACAACAAACAAACAAAAAAUGGCCAUAAAAAUUCGAUAAAGAUGGAUGUUUAAACAGGCAGCAGCAGCAGCAAAGCAAACUUUGUUUUUUCCUAUUGCGAAAAUUCUCACUUUAUUCAUUAUAAACCUUAAACACAAAAAAAAACAAAACAAAUGUGACAUGUGAUUUUUACCUUUUUUUUUAUUGUUGUUGCCAUUAUCAUCAUCAACACCUUAAGAUAACCAUACAAAAAUUACACAUAGAAAUCUUGAUUUUAGUCAUAUAUAUCCCACAUCCAAAAUAAACUAUACAUGUUGAUGAUGAUGAUCAAAAAAUCCAUUCAUUCUAUAUCAAAAUCUUUUUACUUUACUUUUAAUCUUUGG